AUGUUUAAGUUGGUGGUGUUGUCGAUUGUGAUUGCGGUGGUCGCUGCCGCCCCGACACCGGGAUACCUCCACGCCGCCCCGAUCGCCUACAUUCCGUCGGCCGUGAGCCAUUCGUCCAGAAUCGACUACCACAGCAAACCCAUUGUAACGUACACUGCACCCUUGGUUACCUCGCACGUUGUAGCUGCUCCAAUAAUUAAGGACUACAGCUUGUUGGGAGGAUAUGGUUACGGAUACGGACAUGGGUUUGAUCUUCAUGGUGUCCACGGGUGGUAA
Molecule: messenger RNA, 276 nt
Organism: Photinus pyralis (common eastern firefly)
Lineage: Eukaryota; Metazoa; Arthropoda; Insecta; Coleoptera; Lampyridae
Product: cuticle protein 64-like
Exons: 1
Coding region: 1-276 (91 amino acids)
Source: RefSeq, a predicted model, not a curated record